Molecule: messenger RNA, 1332 nt
Organism: Papaver somniferum (opium poppy)
Lineage: Eukaryota; Viridiplantae; Streptophyta; Magnoliopsida; Ranunculales; Papaveraceae
Exons: 1
Coding region: 1-1332 (443 amino acids)
Molecular function (GO): nucleic acid binding; RNA-DNA hybrid ribonuclease activity
Source: RefSeq, a predicted model, not a curated record
AUGAUAUUAGAUAGACUAUUGGUACUGGAGAAAAAAAUCUCAAUGUGGUUUAAUACAUGGCUUGGAGAAGAACCUCUUAUUAAUACUUUUGGUCAUACAGAUUAUAUCACUUCUCAUUUACACAUGACAGUUAAGGAACUGAUUCUUGAUAAUGAGUGGAAUAUCUCCUAUGAAGUGCAACCUUAUAUUAACUCCUCUCUGCCAGCAAUUAGUGGUGAAGACGACAAGAUGGUUUGGUGUGAUGAUCUUAAAGGUCAUUUUACAACUUCUUCUGCAACUAACAAAAUCAGACACAUAAAACCUGUUCUUCAUUGGCCAUCUAAAAUUUGGAAGCCCUUUAUGCAUCCUAGCAUCACAAGCAAUAUUUGGAAACUUAUUCAGGGGAUUUUUGUAGAUGAUGUAAAAAGAGUGAAGCAAGGAUAUUAUAUGGUUUCCAAGUGUUGUAUCUGUAAACAGAGCCAAGACAGCAUGGAGCAUCUACUCUGGUCCUGCAACUUCAGUAAAUCCAUAUGGCAGUGGCUAGGUAAUAUUUUUCACUUCAAUAAUCCUAUUUCUUUUGAUGAUGUGUUUAACUUUGCAAAACACAAAAGCCCCAUUAUCAAAGAAGUAUGGUUAACAACUGCUUGUGCUACUUUGAGGGAACUCUGGUUUCAAAAGAAUAAGAUGUUCUUUGAGAAUGUGCAACCAAAUUUAAACAGGUUUAAGAGUAGAAUCAUAAGUCUGGUUCACUAUGGUGGUUAUAAAAUGCAAGGUGUUAGGUGGCAUCAAGAUUAUGAUUAUCAGAUUCUGCAAUAUUUCAAUGUUCCUGGUAAAUAUAAUACUUCAAACACAAUUAAAGAAUCCUUCUGGUAUGGACCAGCAGAAGGAGUUGUGUUGUUUUGUUGUGAUGGUGCAGCUUUUGGUAACCCAGGUAAUGCAUGGUUUGGAAUAAUUACAAGGAGCCAUGAUUGUCAAGUUUUGGGUACUAUUUCAGGUGGUUUAGUAGUUACCACUAACUAUAUUGCUGAGGUAAUGGCAGUUGUGUGUGCUAUUGAAUGGGCAAUUACUCUAUCUUGCAGAAAUAUUUUGAUCAACUCAGACUCUCAAUCAGUAGUAACAGAUUUCAAGUCUGGAAAUAUUCCCUUGUUCAUCAAAGCUAGAUGGCUCAGAGCUUGUCAAUACUUAUAUGAAAUUCUCUACAUUCACUGCUAUAGAGAAAUAAAUUUCUCUGCUGACAGUUUGGCUAAGGAAGGUGCAAGGUUAAAUUUGGGAGAAAGGAUUCAACAUGCAGGAAGGCCUUCUUCUCUCAGUAAUAUUGAAAUGCCAGACACAAUUUACUAUAGAUUUUGUUGA